Messenger RNA from Manis pentadactyla (Chinese pangolin), 828 nucleotides. It is a transcript of the gene HSCB, whose product is annotated as HscB mitochondrial iron-sulfur cluster cochaperone. Gene Ontology annotation, molecular function: protein-folding chaperone binding; ATPase activator activity. Lineage: Eukaryota; Metazoa; Chordata; Mammalia; Pholidota; Manidae. The transcript has 6 exons. Gene Ontology annotation, biological process: protein complex oligomerization; [2Fe-2S] cluster assembly. The record is from RefSeq and is a predicted model, not a curated record. Gene Ontology annotation, cellular component: mitochondrion. Bases 78 to 785 code for a protein of 235 amino acids.
GCAGCACCGGUCUGGUCGGCAGCUCUCCCUUUUCUUCCCCCGGCGAAGUGGCCGCGGCGAGACAGGCCGCGGGCCCGAUGUGGGGCGGGAGGACCGUGCCCCUCCUCCGUGUAUGGAGGUUAUGGCCAGCAGGGACCCUUGCAAGGCGACCGCUAAACUACAAGGAUCCAUCGCUGGCGGGAAGCAACUCCCCUCAGUGUUGGAACUGCGGCCGCCGCGGGAGCCCCGUGCGGGGGAACGGGUUCUUCUGCCCGCAGUGCCGCGCGCUGCAACCACCGGACUCCACUCGAGACUACUUCAGCCUCAUGGACUGCAACCGUUCCUUCAGAGUUGAUACUGUGAAGCUCCAGCAAAGGUACCAGCAACUACAGCGCCUUAUCCACCCAGAUUUCUUCAGCCAGAGGUCUCAGCCUGAAAAGGACUUCUCAGAGAAGCAUUCAACCCUGGUGAAUGAUGCCUAUAAGACCCUCCUGGCCCCCCUGAGCAGGGGAUUAUACCUUCUAAAGCUCCAUGGAGUAGAGAUUCCUGAAAAGACAGAUUAUGAAAUGGACAGCCAAUUCCUCAUGGAAAUAAUGGAAAUCAAUGAAAAACUAGUAGAAGCUCAAAGUGAAGCUGUGAUAAAAGAAAUUGAAUCUAUUGUCAGAGCUAAACAGAAAGAAUUGACUGACAAUGUAAGCAGAGCUUUUGAACAAGAUGAUUUUGAAAAAGCCAAGGAAAUUUUAACAAAGAUGAGAUACUUUUCAAAUGUAGAAGAAAAGAUCAAGUUAAAGAAGAUUCCCCUCUAAUGGUUGCUAAUCUAAAAGUUUUUAAAAUAAAAGUUCUUGCAUA